Molecule: messenger RNA, 2508 nt
Organism: Closterium sp. Yama58-4
Lineage: Eukaryota; Viridiplantae; Streptophyta; Zygnematophyceae; Desmidiales; Closteriaceae
Source: the annotation of a GenBank genome assembly
AUGCGAACUCCCUCCAGUCGUAUUCGCUCACUAACCUUCCGCACCCCACGCACACACCCUCACUCCCCUUCCGCACCCCACGCGCACUCCCUCACGUCGCGUUCGCUCACUCCCCUUCCGCCGCCCACGCGCACUCCGUCCCGUCGCAUUCGCUCACUCCCCUUCCGCCGCCCGCGCGCACUCCGUCCCGUCGCGUUCGCUCACUCCCCUUCCGCCGCCCACGCGCACUCCGUCCCGUCGCGUGCAGAUUACCAUGACUCGCCCCUCCGUGAAGAGUCGCUACUUGUUCGCCACAAAGCACCGACAUUCGCAGUCCACGGCUGGCAGCCGCGGACUGCGCGACGGCCGCUUGCGCCAAGCAGCGUGCGCACAAAGCGAGUCAACCUAUUAUCUACAGCUCCCUCCCGUCGCCUUCGCUCAUUCCUCUCCGUAUCCCACGCUCACUCCCCUUCCGCCGCCCACGCUCGCUCCCUCCCGUCGCGGUCGGCCCCAUCCGUCACCCACCCUCACUCCACUGCCGUCACACACGCACGCACCCUCCCCUCGACAGAGAAGGCAUUCUCCGCUUCCGCCACAUACGCGUUCAUCUCCCCAUCCCUCAUCUCCCCGUCCCUCAUCUUCCCGUCCCUCAUCUCCCCAUCCCUCAUAUCCCCAUCCCUCAUAUCCCCAUCCCUCGUCUCCCCGUCCCUCAUCUCCCCGUCCCUCAUCUCCCCGUCCCUCAUCUCCCCGUCCCUCAUCUCACGUCCCUCAUCUCUCCAUCCCUUUCCUCCCCAUCCCCGCCUCCCCAUCGCCUUCCCUCCCCAUCCCUCACCUCCCCAUCACCUCACCUCCCCGUCUCUCAUCUUACCAUCCCUCUUCUCCCCGUCCCUCAUCUCCCCAUCCUCAUCUCCCCAUCCUCAUCUCCCCAUCCCACACCUCCCCAUCCUUCAUCUCCCCAUCCCACAUCUCCCCAUCCCUCAUCUCCCCAUUCCGCCUCACCCCAUUCCGCCUCCCCCCAUUCCGCCACAGCCCAUUCCGCCUCACCCCAUUCCGCCUCCCUCAUUCCGCCCCACCCCAUUCUUCCUCACACCAUUCCGCCCCACCCCAUUCUCCGCUUCCGUCGCAUACGCGUUCAUCUCCCCGUCCCUCAUCUCCCCAUCCCUCACCUCCCCAUCCCUUCCCUCCCCAUCCCCGCCUCCCCAUCCCUUCCCUCCCCAUCCCCGCCUCCCCAUCCCUUCCCUCCCCAUCCCUCACCUCCCCGUCUCUCAUCUUACCAUCCCUCUUCUCCCCAUCCCUCUUCUCCCCAUCCCUCUUCUCCCCAUCCCUCAUCUCCCCGUCCCUCAGAUCCCCAUGCAUACCCACCCCAUGCCUCAUCUCCUCAUCUCCUCAUCCCCGUCCCUCCCCAUCCAUUGUGACGUGCAAUCCCCCUGUCGUCCACGCUCACUCCCUCACUCCUGUCGCCCAUGCAAACUCUCUUUCCGUUGCCCAGCUCACCAUUCCACCCCAACCGCCUCCCCCCUUUCCGCCUCACCCCAUUUUUCCUCCCGCCCUCUCUCUAUCCCCUCCUCUUCCAAACCCAUUCCUCCUACCUUUCCCCAUCCGUCCUUUCCCCAUCCAUCCUCCUCACCCCAUCUCCUCCUCACCCCAUCUCCUCCACACCCCAUCUCCUCCUCACCCCAUCUAAUCCUCUCCCCAUCCGAUUAUCUCCUCAUCCGAUCCUCUCCCCAUCCGAUCCGCUCCCCAUCCGGUCCUCUCCCCAUCCGAUCCUCUCCCCAUCCGAUCCUCUCCCCAUCUGGUCCUCUCCCCAUCCGAUCCUCUCCCCAUCCUCUCCUCUCCCCAUCCUCUCCUUUUCCCAUCCGAUUCUCUCCCCAUCCGAUUUUCUCCCAAAUCAGAUCCUCUCCCCAUCAGAUCCUCUCCCCAUUCGAUUCUCUCCCCAUCCAAUCCUCUCCCCAACCGAUCCGCUCCCCAUCCGAUCCUCUCCCCAUCCGAUCCUCUCCCCAUCCAAUCCUCUCCCCAUCCGAUCCUCUCCCCAUCCGAUCCUCUCCCCAUCCGGUCCUCUCCUCAUCCCCCAUAGCCUCGAUCCUAUUCUUCCCCAUCCCCCUCUUCCCUGUUUCCCCCCUUCCCGCCCCCACACCCUUCUCUGCAGGGGCAACCGGAAGCACGUGCUACAGCUACUGCUGUGGCGAGCGUGUGUUUCUGCUGACACGAGUCACAAGAACCGGUGCUCUGCGCUGCUCUGCGGCGAGACUGCUGCUCACUUUCCUCUCCUGCCUCUCUUUCCUUUAUUCUCUCCUCCCUCACUUUCCUCUUUUCCCUCACUUCCCUCCUCUCCCUUCCUCUCUCCCGUCACCACACCUCAUCUCCUCUGUUUCUCUCUUUCUGUCUCCUCUCAUUUACUUCCAGGUGGCUGUGCAACGGGGUAAGCCAAAAGAAUCCGUUCGUGGACCAUCCACUAUAUCAUACUCGCAGAUUCUGUCCAGGAUGCACUGUCAUGGUGUCUCGAAGCGUCAUACAUUGUCCUUCAGCUAA